AUGGGCUGCACAGGGUCGCUGUUCAAGAAGGCGCCCAAAGAGGAUGAUGCUCAAGCAUCGGCAGAAGGCUCCGAUGAAGCGGCUAAGAGUGACAAUGCCAGCGCUAAGAAGUCUGCAAAAGGGGGAAAAUCAGCAAAGGGCAAGGGAAAGGAGAAGAAAGAGGAGGCAGCACCUGAAGAGGUGAAAAGUACAGCAAACGGAAAGACGGGCGCCAAUAGCGCCAAAGUGCGUCCGAUGACGCCCACACCGCCACCAGCUAACAACCAAGCUGUGCCCAAGCCGGUGGCGUUUGAUGUUGGACUGGAUGAGCAAGACUCGGGAGCAGAAGCCACCGAGCCCGACGAGAACACGGUCACUUCGGACGGCUCCCGACUACGUUUGCCACGAAAGUUGCCCAAACUUUCCUCGUUGACAGGCAGAAAGGACAGCAUCGGGGAGAGCGGCAACACCACCAUCACCAGUGAGGAGAUUCAGGACAAGCAGCGCAAAGCAGACGCCAAGCGACAGGAGAUUCUGGAGGAGAAGAAGCAGAAAGCUCGAAAGUUUGUGGCUAAGUUUGGCAACAACAGUAAAAGCGCCAGUGUGGCUAGCAGCCAGGAGGAAGAUGAGGACGAUGAGGAGGAGCUGAGUGGUAGUCAGCUGAGUGGCGGAGGCAUGAACGGUCUCGAUUCGGGCCUAGGACUGGACAAGUACGGCCUGGAUGGAGAGGGAAAGACUGACGACGAGCGGACAGCAACAGCCACCGCCGAAGGUGACUAUCGAAGCAAUCGCAUCGACACUGCAUCCAGUGCACCAGUUGUUGUCCAGAAACUAAUGGAUCACUCGCCGAUGUCACAGUCAGCUCCAUAUCAUCUCUCAUAUGCGCAGACAGAUCCUUCAACCAGCAACAAUGCUUUUCAGAAUGGCCCAAGACCUGAAUGCUCUCAGACAGAGGCAGUGCCUUCAUUUGCAGCCAACACGCCUCAAGGACUACAACAAUCGAGUGCAAGUUCAGCUCCAACAGUUGCCACCUCAUCACAAUCAUCCUCAAGUUCACAAGCGGAAGUUUGCCGAAUCUGUGGUGACUUUGCUUCUGGUCGCCACUACAAUGUCUUCUCCUGUGAGGGCUGUAAAGGCUUUUUCCGCCGAACUGUUUUGCAGUCAAUGAAACACCCAAACAGUGAAGUUCAUUAUAACAAUAGCAUUCCAAAUAUUUACAAGUGCAUUGAGGGCAAUCACACCUGUCCUAUCAGUGCGGAUCAAUCGCGUCGACGGUGCUGCAAGUCGUGUCGAUAUGAACGAUGUGUUCUAAAUGGCAUGACAUAUGAAGCCAGUUCACUCGUUGAAAAUGCCACUGCGUAA
Rhagoletis zephyria (snowberry fruit fly) is the source of this 1341-nucleotide messenger RNA. The record is from RefSeq and is a predicted model, not a curated record. NCBI's taxonomy places the organism in Eukaryota, Metazoa, Arthropoda, Insecta, Diptera, Tephritidae.